GAUGCAAUGAACAGGAAAGCAGUUGCUUUCCUAGGGAAAAUCCAGUCCUAUCUAUCUGCCAAGACUGCUACUGGAGGAAACUUUUUAAGAGUUGAGAAUGAGGCCAGUGAAACAGAAACAGCCUAUUUCUCAUACUUAGCUAGCUAGCAAAAAGUUCAGCAGGAAGUAGAAGGGUUUGUUGUUGCUUUUGGUGAACUGAAGUUUACACAGACCAGCAUGUUUCAGUACUGUUUCUCGUCAAAGACAUCAUUCCAUAAAAAAUUGCCACAGCAUCAUCCUGGGGCUCAGGAAGUGGGCAGUACUAUGCUAUUUUUUUCAAAGCAAUAACACCAAAAAGCAAACAGAGGUGAGGCAUUAAAUAAUGUAGCUCAGGAGUGGCAGAUGAUUAAACUGUGAAUGCUAUGAUAUGGGAAUGAGUAAGGAAACAGACUUACAUAAGUAUUUAGUUAAUGAUUGAUCUUCAGUUUCUGCUUUCUUAUCUACAAGAGAGUGAAAAGGUUCUGGAAACUAAUAAAACAAAGAAUGAAUGCUCCAUCAGAGACAUAACUUGGGGGCAUUACUAUUUCUUUCCCUGUUGGAUACUAUGGAAUGCCUAUGGUGCAUAGCUACUAUCCAUGUGGACUGGGUAUGAUGGGUGCUGCAUUCUGACAGAUCUGGAGGACACUAAACUGGGGACACUGCAUUAAGAGAUGAAACCUCAGAAGUGAAAACAGGAUGUCAAAUUACUGGAAGGAGAUAGAGGGUAAAGUAUACAUUUUUAUACUAUUCCUUCACAUAUAUCAAUGUUACUAUUACCAGUGUGAUGACAAAUGUGUGAAAGGUCUUGACUGAGGGGACUUUCAUAUGGAAAGCACCCAAUAUGAUUCAGGUGUAUGUAUGUGUAGGUUAGUGAUGAGGCAUAGGGCAUGCUCAAAGGUAUCCCAUCUGAUUAAUGGCCUCCAUCUGUCGCAAUAAAGUGUGAACAUACUGGUUGAUUUCUGUUUGCUUGGUUGCUUGUUUUUAAAGGCUUUCCUUCUUGUGAUGCAGCCAGCAAAGCCUGAGGGUUUCCAGGGAAGACCUGCGAAAUAUUUGUAUUGGAGGCAAAAGGGCUUCCUCACUACAGGUGCUUAUUUUCCAUGAACACUUUUGAAAACCGUAGCUUCAUUUAAUCGUCCCAAUUUUCCUGGGAACAGCAGCAGCCCAAAUGGAAAUUACUUGCCUUCUGCUCAGUAUCGCCAGAAACACAGCCAGGGCUCAAAAUGGAAAGGAAGCCAGUUUUUCCUGUUGACUUAUCUUGUGCUGAAAAGUCCUGUACCACACAUUCGAAGCAAUGAACGGCCGCGUUCCUGGGCGAAAUCCAGAGUAUAUUGAGUGCAACGUAAUUGUAGGGGAGGAAAGAGAAGAAGAAAGUGAGCCUAAUUUAAAUGAGCACCUCUACCAGGAAGUCCCGGGAGUUAAUCAGAGAACAGUCAAGUUGAAAUGUUCUCAGAUUGUUUUUUGGAAGUGCAAACUAUGGAUGGUUUUAGCUGCUUUCGUGUUGAUACUUGCGACUGGACUAUGUUUAAUUCUUUAUUCAGUCAUAUACACAGAUGAAGAUGAAUAUUGGGAUGCUGAAGCAAUAGCUAAUGGAAAUCAUCACAAUUUCUCAGGAACAUUAAAAGUCCAUUGUGCUAAUAAUCCUGAUCUGUCACUUUCAGCAUCAGCAUAUAAACUGCUUUCUGAAAGUCUGAAUUCAAGGCUUACAGAUGUGUACACUUACUCACCAGCUCUUGGGAGAUAUUUUAUCUCUGCUGACAUUAUUUCAUUAAGUGAUAAUGACAGUACAGUGUCCUACGAGUUAUGCUUCUCAGUGCCACCUGAAACUGAAGAGUUCAUGAAAUACAGAAUGAGUAAAGAGUUUUUGAUUAACGUUUUAAGACAAAAUAUUUAUGAUCAGGAUGACAUGGAUGGCCUGGAUAUACCUGGAUGUACAAAUAUGACGCUUGAUCCAACUUCUCUUUCACUAACAUAACAUGCUUUAGGGAUAUACAGGUUAUUGAUACAGAAGAGCAAAUUGAAGUAGGCUGCUGGAUCUCCAGAAUGACCUUUGUGGAAUGUUCAGAUAUUGAGUAUAUGAGGUUUUUUUUAAAGAGCUUAGUUCUGCAAAUAAUUUCCAGUAUGAUCUUCAUUCUUCUACUGCAAGGAACAGCUGCAGGAAAAUGCAGCCGCAUCAACCAAAGGAUAAAUGCGAAGGAACUCAAUCUAGCAACAUUCCAAAUAUCCAACAACAACCAGUGCCACUUAUUGCAACAUAUGAAAGUUAUUAAAAGGACUUCAGAAAGGAAAGGACUUUAUUUGAGGCUGUGAAAACAAUACUGAAAGCCAUUCUGUAUACACUUUAAUUCCCAUUCAGUUUCUUGGCAUGCCACUAUGUUGUACAAAGAAAUGAAAGUAUACUUGUUGCAAAAUAAAGUGACCAUGCAGAAACA
Molecule: messenger RNA, 2447 nt
Organism: Varanus komodoensis (Komodo dragon)
Lineage: Eukaryota; Metazoa; Chordata; Lepidosauria; Squamata; Varanidae
Gene: CUNH3orf52
Product: chromosome unknown C3orf52 homolog
Exons: 7
Coding region: 1310-1990 (226 amino acids)
Source: RefSeq, a predicted model, not a curated record